Messenger RNA from Apodemus sylvaticus (European woodmouse), 624 nucleotides. RefSeq names its product aralkylamine N-acetyltransferase (gene Aanat). Gene Ontology annotation, biological process: circadian rhythm; response to light stimulus; melatonin biosynthetic process. Bases 1 to 624 code for a protein of 207 amino acids. The transcript has 3 exons. The record is from RefSeq and is a predicted model, not a curated record. Lineage: Eukaryota; Metazoa; Chordata; Mammalia; Rodentia; Muridae. Gene Ontology annotation, molecular function: aralkylamine N-acetyltransferase activity. Gene Ontology annotation, cellular component: cytoplasm.
AUGCCCAUGUUGAACAUCCACUCCCUGAAACCUGAGGCCCUGCACCUGCCACUCGGGACCUCGGAGUUCCUAGGCUGCCAGCGGCGCCACACACUCCCUGCCAGCGAGUUCCGCUGCCUCACGCUUGAGGAUGCCACCAGUGCCUUUGAGAUUGAGCGGGAAGCCUUUAUCUCUGUCUCGGGCACCUGUCCCCUGCACUUGGAUGAGAUCCGGCACUUCCUCACCCUGUGUCCAGAGCUGUCACUGGGCUGGUUUGAGGAAGGCUGCCUUGUGGCCUUCAUCAUCGGCUCGCUUUGGGACAAGGAGAGACUCACUCAGGAGGCGCUGACACUACACAGGCCCGGAGGCCGCACCGCCCACCUGCACGUUCUGGCAGUGCACAGAACCUUCCGGCAGCAGGGCAAGGGCUCUGUCCUGCUGUGGAGAUACCUUCACCACCUGGGCAGUCAGCCGGCUGUGCGCCGGGCUGUGCUCAUGUGUGAGGAAGCCCUGGUCCCCUUCUAUGAGAAGUUUGGCUUCCGGGCUGUGGGCCCGUGUGCCAUCACCGUGGGCGCUCUCACCUUCACGGAGCUGCAGUGUUCAUUACGGUGCCACACCUUCCUGCGCAGGAACAGUGGAUGCUGA